Molecule: messenger RNA, 1113 nt
Organism: Giardia duodenalis
Lineage: Eukaryota; Fornicata; Diplomonadida; Hexamitidae
Product: Ribose-phosphate pyrophosphokinase
Exons: 1
Coding region: 1-1113 (370 amino acids)
Biological process (GO): 5-phosphoribose 1-diphosphate biosynthetic process; purine nucleotide biosynthetic process
Cellular component (GO): ribose phosphate diphosphokinase complex; cytoplasm
Molecular function (GO): ribose phosphate diphosphokinase activity; magnesium ion binding
Source: RefSeq, a predicted model, not a curated record
AUGUCUGACAAACGCAAGCUUGCCAUUGCCUACACAACUGCGUCGGAGCCCCUUGCACGGCGCAUUAUUAAACUCAUCCAGCCACUAUAUGAGUAUUCUGUAGUUAUCACCCUCAACAUAAAGCAGUUCAGUGAUGGAGAGAUUAACCUUCAGUACGAGUCCAAUAUCCGCGGCUGCGACCUUUUCAUAGUCGGAGCUAUCUGCCCUCCCCGCUGCAACGACAAUCUCAUGGAAUUGCUGCUCGCCAUCGAUGCGGCAAAGCGUGCGUCGGCCGCCCACGUUACUGCCAUUAUUCCAUACUUUGGAUAUGCACGCCAGGACCGUAAGGCUGCCUCGCGCACGCCCAUCUCAGCAAAGCUGGUAACGGACCUUUUAAUUGCAUCUGGUGUGGAUCGUGUCGUGGUCCAGGAUAUUCACGCCGCCCAGAUCCAAGGCUUCUUCCCGUCGUCCAUACCCUUUGAUCACAUUGACGGCUACCUCGUGUUCAUCCAGGCGAUAAUUGACAGAUUUGAAGAAGAUAUUAAGAACCUGAUUGUUGUGUCUCCCGAUGCCGGAGGGGCUACCCGGUGCCGUAACCUGGCAACCCAGCUGCAUGCCGACAUCGCGAUUAUAGAUAAGCGCAGGGUUGUCGCCAACAUGUGCGACGUGAUGAACGUUGUUGGGGACGUCAACGGCAAGAUCUGCCUUCUCUAUGAUGACAUUGUGGACACUGCCCGGAGCCUUACCAAGGCCGCCCAAGCCCUCAAGGAAAAGGGUGCAGAGCAGGUCUUUGCGUGUGCGUCACAUGCAGUGCUCUCUGGAGAAGCCACGAGGAAGAUAAAGGAAAGUUGCAUCGACUACAUUCUUUUCUCUGACUCCAUUCCUCUGUCUCCUAAGCAGAUUGAGGAGCUUGGCGAGAAGCUCCAGAUUGUCAGUGGGGACUUCAUGUUCGCCAACUGCAUCAAUUGCAUCCACACAGACACCUCCUUUGGCGAGAGCAUCAAGUCUGUAAAGGUGCUGGCCGAGCAGAAGCUCUCAAAGAUCACAAAGGGGUACAGUAGCAGCGAUGGGGUUGUCGUUAGCCGGGAACAAUCAGUCGAUCUUCGUCGCUUUGAUGUCGGUACAAAGCAGUAG